This is a messenger RNA of Eptesicus fuscus (big brown bat), 4877 nucleotides long. RefSeq names its product DCC netrin 1 receptor (gene DCC). Gene Ontology annotation, biological process: cell-cell adhesion. The transcript has 29 exons. Bases 1 to 4323 code for a protein of 1440 amino acids. Lineage: Eukaryota; Metazoa; Chordata; Mammalia; Chiroptera; Vespertilionidae. The record is from RefSeq and is a predicted model, not a curated record. Gene Ontology annotation, molecular function: protein binding. Gene Ontology annotation, cellular component: membrane.
AUGGGUCAUACUUACGGACCUUUCGCAGGCUUUGCAAAAAGCCCCGUGUGUUGGGAUGGGGGUCAUGAGACCACACGUUUCCAGAUCAAGGCUUUCACGUCCCUCCACUUCCUGUCGGAGCCUUCGGAUGCCAUCACCAUGCGGGGAGGAAACGUCCUCCUGAACUGCUCUGCGGAGUCAGACCGAGGAGUCCCGGCCAUCAAGUGGAAGAAAGAUGGCAUCCCCCUGGCCUUGGGGAUGGACGAAAGGAAGCAGCAACUGCCGAAUGGGUCUCUGUUGAUCCAGAACGUCCUGCACUCCCGGCACCAUAAGCCGGACGAGGGGCUGUACCAGUGCGAGGCGUCCCUCGGAGAUUCUGGGUCCAUCAUCAGUCGGACAGCAAAAGUCGCAGUAGCAGGACCUCUGAGGUUUCUCUCCCAGACAGAGUCUGUCACGGCCUUCAUGGGAGACACGGUGUUACUCAAGUGUGAAGUCAUCGGGGAGCCCAUGCCAACGAUCCACUGGCAGAAAAACCAGCAGGACCUGGCCCCGGGCCUGGGCGACUCCCGGGUGGUGGCCUUGCCCUCGGGCGCAUUGCAGAUCAGCAGACUCCAGCCUGGGGACGCGGGCAUCUACCGGUGCUUAGCCCGCAAUCCAGCCAGCUCGAGAACAGGAAACGAAGCCGAAGUCAGGAUUCUAUCAGACCCAGGAUUGCAUAGGCAGCUGUAUUUCCUGCAAAGACCCUCCAACGUGGUAGCCAUCGAAGGAAAGGAUGCUGUCCUGGAGUGCUGUGUGUCCGGCUAUCCUCCCCCGACCUUCACCUGGUUACGAGGAGAGGAAGUUGUCCAACUCAGGUCCAAAAAGUAUUCACUAUUGGGUGGAAGCAACUUGCUUAUCUCCAAUGUGACAGAUGAUGACAGUGGAACGUACACCUGCGUUGUCACAUAUAAAAAUGAGAAUAUCAGUGCUUCUGCAGAGCUUACAGUCUUGGUUCCGCCCUGGUUUUUAAAUCACCCCUCCAACCUCUAUGCCUACGAGAGCAUGGACAUCGAGUUCGAGUGCGCGGUCUCGGGGAAGCCGGUGCCCACUGUGACCUGGAUGAAGAACGGAGACGUGGUCAUUCCCAGUGACUAUUUUCAGAUCGUGGGAGGAAGCAACUUACGGAUCCUUGGAGUGGUCAAGUCGGACGAGGGCUUUUAUCAGUGUGUGGCUGAGAAUGAGGCUGGCAAUGCCCAGACCAGUGUACAGCUUAUCGUCCCGAAGCCUGCUAUCCCAAGCUCCAGUGUGCUCCCUUCUGCUCCCAGAGAUGUGGUCCCUGUCUUGGUUUCCAGUCGGUUCAUCCGUCUCAGCUGGCGCCCACCCGCAGAAGCAAAAGGGAACAUUCAAACCUUCACCGUCUUUUUCUCCAGAGAAGGUGACAACAGGGAACGAGCAUUGAAUACGACCCAGCCUGGGUCCCUUCAGCUCACGGUGGGGAACCUGAAGCCAGAAGCCAUGUACACCUUCCGCGUGGUGGCCUACAAUGAGUGGGGGCCGGGGGAGAGUUCGCAACCCAUCAAAGUGGCCACUCAGCCUGAGUUGCAAGUUCCAGGGCCCGUAGAAAACCUGCAAGCUGUCUCUACCUCACCUACCUCAAUUCUUAUUACCUGGGAACCCCCUGCCUAUGCAAAUGGCCCAGUUCAAGGUUACAGAUUGUUCUGCACUGAGGUGUCUACUGGGAAGGAACAGAAUAUAGAGGUUGAUGGACUGUCUUAUAAGCUGGAAGGCCUGAAAAAAUUCACAGAAUAUAGUCUUCGAUUCCUAGCUUAUAAUCGCUAUGGGCCAGGAGUCUCUACUGACGACAUAACAGUGGUUACGCUUUCUGAUGUGCCAAGCGCCCCACCUCAGAAUGUCUCCCUGGAAGUGGUGAAUUCGAGGAGUAUCAAAGUGAGCUGGCUGCCUCCUCCAUCCGGAACACAAAAUGGAUUUAUUACCGGCUAUAAAAUUCGACACAGGAAGACAACCCGCAGGGGUGAGAUGGAAACAUUGGAGCCAAACAACCUCUGGUACCUGUUCACAGGACUGGAGAAAGGAAGUCAGUACAGUUUUCAAGUGUCAGCCAUGACAGUCAAUGGCACGGGACCAGCUUCCAACUGGUACACAGUGGAGACCCCAGAGAAUGAUCUAGAUGAGUCUCAAGUCCCUGACCAGCCAAGCUCUCUUCAUGUGAGGCCCCAGACCAACUGCAUCAUCAUGAGCUGGACUCCUCCCUUGAACCCAAACAUCGUGGUGCGUGGUUACAUUAUUGGUUAUGGCGUCGGAAGCCCUUAUGCCGAGACAGUGCGUGUGGAUAGUAAACAACGGUAUUAUUCCAUUGAGAGGUUAGAGUCAAGUUCCCAUUAUGUAAUCUCCCUAAAAGCUUUCAAUAACGCGGGAGAAGGCGUUCCUCUGUAUGAAAGUGCCACCACCAGGUCUAUGACAGAUCCCACUGACCCAGUUGAUUAUUAUCCUUUGCUUGAUGAUUUCCCCACCUCGGUCCCAGAUGUCUCCACCCCCAUGCUCCCACCAGUAGGUGUCCAGGCUGUGGCUCUGACCCACGAUGCCGUGAGGGUCAGCUGGGCAGACAACUCUGUCCCCAAGAACCAAAAAGCGUCCGAAGUACGACUUUACACUGUCCGGUGGAGGACCAGCUUCUCUGCAAAUACCAAAUACAAGUCAGAAGACACAACAUCCCUGAGUUACACAGCAACAGGCCUCAAACCAAACACAAUGUACGAGUUCUCGGUAAUGGUAACAAAAAACAGAAGGUCAAGCACAUGGAGCAUGACGGCACAUGCCACUACAUAUGAAGCAGCCCCGACCUCUGCUCCCAAGGAUCUGACAGUCAUUACUCGGGAAGGGAAGCCCCGUGCUGUCAUUGUGAGCUGGCAGCCUCCCUUGGAAGCCAAUGGGAAAAUCACGGCUUACAUCUUGUUUUAUACCUUGGACAAGAACAUACCAAUUGAUGACUGGGUUAUGGAAACCAUCAGUGGUGACCGUCUUACUCACCAGAUCAUGGACCUCAACCUUGACACUAUGUAUUACUUUCGAAUUCAAGCACGAAAUGUGAAAGGAGUGGGGCCCCUCUCUGAUCCCAUCCUCUUCAGGACUCUGAAAGUGGAACACCCUGACAAAAUGGCCAACGACCAAGGUCGUCAUGGAGAUGGAGGCUAUUGGCCAGUUGAUACUAAUUUGAUUGAUAGAAGCACUCUCAAUGAACCACCCAUUGGCCAGAUGCACCCCCCUCAUGGCAGCGUCACUCCUCAGAAGAACAGCAGCCUGCUUGUGAUCAUUGUGGUCACCGUUGGCAUCAUCACGGUGCUGGUGGUGGCGAUCGCGGCCGUGAUUUGCACCCGACGCUCUUCAGCCCAGCAGAGAAAGAAACGGGCCACCCACAGUGUUGGCAAAAGGAAGGGCAGCCAGAAGGACCUGCGGCCCCCUGAUCUUUGGAUCCAUCAUGAGGAAAUGGAGAUGAAAAACAUCGAGAAGCCAUCAGGCACCGACCCUACUGGGAGGGACACCCCCAUCCAAAGUUGCCAAGAGCUCACACCAGUCAGUCACAGCCAGUCAGAAACCCAAAUGGGGAGCAAAAGCACCUCUCAUUCAGGUCAGGACACUGAAGAAGCAGGGAGCUCCAUGUCCACUCUGGAGAGGUCAUUGGCUGCACGCCGAGCCACCAGGGCAAAACUCAUGAUUCCUAUGGAUGCCCAGUCUAACAAUCCCGCUGUCGUGAGUGCCAUUCCUGUGCCAACCCUAGAAAGUGCCCAGUACCCAGGAAUCCUCCCAUCUCCCACGUGUGGAUACCCCCACCCGCAGUUCACUCUCCGGCCUGUGCCAUUCCCAACGCUGUCCGUGGACCGAGGUUUCGGAACAGGAAAAACAGUGAAUGAAGGACCGGCCACCCAACCUCCGCCCAUGAUGCCCCCAGCCCAGCCUGAGCAUCCCAGCGGUGAGGAGGCGCCGAGCAGGACCAUCCCCACAGCCUGUGUUCGACCAACGCACCCGCUCCGCAGCUUUGCUAACCCCUUGCUACCUCCGCCAAUGAGUGCAAUAGAACCGAAAGUCCCUUACACGCCGCUCCUGUCUCAGCCAGGGCCUGCUCUUCCUAAGACUCACGUGAAGACGGCCUCUCUUGGGCUGGCUGGGAAGGCAAGGUCUCCUUUGCUUCCUGUGUCUGUGCCAACAGCCCCUGAAGUGUCCGAGGAGAGCCACAAACCAACAGAGGAUCCAGCCAAUGUGUACGAACAGGAUGAUUUGAGUGAACAAAUGGCAAGUUUGGAAGGGCUAAUGAAGCAACUUAACGCCAUCACAGGCUCGGCCUUCUAACACCCAUUGCCGAGUAGAUGGGGUGAAUUUUCCGGGAACUUUGCAGCAUAUCGAUUACCCAUCAACAGCACACCUGUGUCCAAGAACUCCCACCAGUGCACAGGCCAACCAUCAGGACCACUCAGUUCCAGAAGAACCUGAAGCAGUGCAGGAGGAGGAGCAACCGUCCCUUCUGGCACAGGCGUCAGGAAUUCAAAUCUGAUGACCAUGGGGUCCCUCCACAAACGCAAGGAUACGUCCGCACCGCACUGUCAGAGCUGAAGCUGCAAGAAUAGUCCUGGGUCUUUCCCACCGCAGUGAUCUCACUGUCACAGCUAAUGCUUAUGUUUCCUUCAUCCAGGCCUGUCAUCUCCUUACGUGUAGGUCUAGUCUUACAAAAUGCAAGUGCAUUACUUAAGCCUGUACCAUGCCAUGGCAAACCAGUGCGAGUUCACGCUUUCAUUUGCGACUUACAAGUUCAAAGCACCCGCAGGAAUUCUCUCUACAUAGCACCAAAGGAUUGGAAGUUUUCCUGACAGCACAAAAAGUCAAUAAGUAAACAGAAAGGCAGCCAA